AUCUCAAGGUCGUCUGGCAGACUUUAUACAUGUGAAGAGUCCGUCCAAUUUUGCUUCUUACUAUAAUUUGAUCGGUUUGUUCCCAGCAACUAGUUCGUUAUUGUACCCCUCACCAUCUUCUUUAAUUCAAUACCUUUUCCUGUGUCAUCAAUUUUAGAAUAACGUGAUUUUUAAACUUUUACCCAAGGAACCGAAGAAGCAGAAAUAAAAACGAACAAGGGAUAAUUAAGGGGAACAUUCCGUCAUAAAAUCAAGCAGAAAUAAAGAGGGAUUUCUACGUCUUUGACUCAGCUGACUACAGCCUCAUUUCUUUGAAGUCAUCAGUCUCCAUAUAUCAGCGUACAGAAAUAUAGAUGCAUAUCUAAUGUCUUCAGUCAGGGAGUUAAAAGAAUCACCAGUGGCCUCAGCUCAAGCGUAUGUUUUACAGUUUAACACUGAAGACCGAAUAUGGCUACCAAGUGGUGGGACACGCUCACUUUCAUGGGUUCAAAUUUUACAGCAAAAAGGUUUAGAUGCUUAUCGUAUCGUAGGUUGGCGUCAGCCAGAUAAUCAGGUUGUUGUUAAUUCAGUGUUAAAAGCUGGACUCGAGUAUCAAAUACAUGGUCAAUUUCAUGAAUGGCGUGAUCCAAUCACUUCUAGAGUAUAUGGUUUACAUUUUCCGGAACAAGAAGAUGCUGCAAUGUUUUUGAAAACAAUCAACUUUAUUUUAAAUAGACUGACAAAUCCUGAUUGCAAAAAUGUAUUUGAUGGUGAAAACAUAAAUAUCAAUUCACAGUCACGUGAAUAUGCACAACCGUUUAUUUCAAAUGCAUUAGAUUCAUCGAAUAAUCAUGCUACCACACCAAAAGGUUGUACCAUAGUUAUUAAUCCAGCAAAUGUUGGCACCGAUGGAAUUGAUGCGAUAGAAAAUAAAACUACUCUACCAAAACAACCGGAACCCAAUGAAUUGGCAAAUUAUGAAUAUCAAGAUCAUGUUAAUCAAUCUAAUCAAAUAAAUAAAUUGAUAACUGCUACUACUCUGACUAAUGAUAAUAAUAAUAUUAGUGGUAGUAAAGAUCCUGGUGCAUUUGAAACACAUCGUCGUCAACUAUCUUCUACAUCAUCAAUCAGUUUAGGUUAUGCUACAGGUCCUGGAACAAUUGCAACUCCUUCAUCUGCCUCUUCAUCAUCUACUAGCUACGGUUAUGGUUAUGGAUAUGUAGGUUCAGGAAGUUUAGCGAGUUAUGCAAGUACUAGUAGCAGUGGAAGUAGUGUUGGUAAUGGUCCAAUUAAUGGUAAUUAUUUGAGCACAAUCCAUCGUCUUAGUAAUCAAAAUUUGAGGAAUCCAUCUUUAACUGGAGAGUCUAUCAGUAGUAACUGGUCAGGUUUGAAUUCUCAAGUUUCUCGUGAAAUUGUUAAUCAUUCAAGUGUUGCUGUUAGCACAAACAGUUCAAAUUCAUCAUCAGUGUUAACAACAUCAGUACCGGGUAAUAAUAAUAAUAAUGAUCAGAAUAAUGACGAAGAGUUAGCUAAACAGUCAGAAUCAUCUGGAUUAGCUGCUAUGCUACAAGAAGCUAUUGCUGCACGUAAACGUAAUAAAGAAAAUCGAUGUAAUGCUUCAAUAAGACCAAGUAUUAAUUCAACUUCUUGCAAUAAUCCGACACACUUUCUGUAUGGAUUGCAGUUUACAAUCCGUCAAUUCGCAAUCAACUUAGAGUCUGUUACUUGUAUAAUUUCAACUACAAAAUCCCCGCCUCCACCACCACCUCCAGCGCCACCGACAUUAUCAUCAAUUACUCAACCGAAAAAUGACAAAACCAACCCAAUAAAACGUACAGAUUCUACGCAGCAAUUAAGAAAAGAUUCCAUUGAUCAAAAAUCUUCUAUGCUAGCUGAAAUUCAACGUCGUAUACAAGCUAGACGACAAUUAAUCGAUGCUGCUGAAGAAGAAUGUGGUUUGCUUAAAAAAGACCAUCAUUUGGAAUCAUCAAAAUCUAUCUCCAUACCUUCUGAAAAUACCGGUGUUAUAUCGACUAAUUCGAUCGAUUCAUCAUUGAAUAGCCGAAAUGUUAAUACAUCUAAUUGUUCCACAAUAUCAAAUAUUAUAAAUUCUGAUUUAUCACUUACUCGUUCAGAAUUGGAUAAUUUACGUCGUGAAAUUAUUAUUGAACUACGUAAAGAAGUUCAAUUGGCAAAAAAUGAAAUUAUGGAUUGUAUCAAAUUGUAUAAAGCUGUUUAACUGUUGGGACUAUGCACUCGUUUGAUCUUUGUGUACACGUUAUUUGGAUAAACACAGCUGUCGUAAAAAUAUUGAACAUUUGAUCAACUUAUACUAUUUCACAUUAUAAUACCAUUCUAUCACCAAAUUGAAAUUUGUAAUUAUCUAUUUGUUUGUUUGUUUAUUUUUUCUUCUCUAUUUUGUUUGGAUUGGCUUCUAAUACUUUUGAAAUCUUUAAAAUGAAUGAAUUAAUUACACAUUUCAUUUUUUCACAUUCAGUGAAUGUGUCUAAUUCUUGGAAUAUCACUUCUUUUAUGUUUUACAUCUGUUAAAACGUAUUAUUACAUUCCAUUUAUUUAUUAGUUUUCUUUGUUUUUGUUUUUUUGCUUGUUUAUUUAUCUAUUUAUAUAAAUAUGGAACAUAAUACUUAAAAAUAACACACAUUGUUCAGUAGGAUAAAUGAAUGAUGAUGGGCUUAGUACCUUCUGUCAUUUGUUUAGAUUACCUCAUUAUUAUACGUUUAGUAGUGUGGAUGCUACUUCUUUCUAGGUUAUUUCCUCAAUUGUGUAUGGUCAUUGUUUGAAUCAUCUAUGUAUCCACACAAAAAAAAACGGAGUAUAUUGUAAACGUCUCUUUUUAAUUCUCAAUUUAUAUUUUAUUUAAAUUGGAUUAGGCUUUUAUUAUUAUUAAUGUUACUCCAAUUGUCGAUUUAAUUUAAUUAUUACCUCAUAUAACUAGUUGAAAUUUGUUAUGUGGUCAUUAUUCGCACAAUUAUCUAUCCAAUUUGAUUGUUUAAUUGAGAAUUGUAAGCCAUAUAUACUAGGCGGUAUUCUUACAUUGAAAAACAAAACAAACAUGUAUGCAUGUACAAAUAGCUGAGCUUUUGUUUGUAUUUUUUCAUUUUCGUAAUUAAUCUCUCCUUAUUAUCAUGAUGUAUCCUGUUUUGAUUUCAUUUUAUUCAUCUUUUUCACGUAUAUUAUAUAGUGCCUCAGAGUAAUUGCAAAUAUACAUAUAUGCAUUGUAGAAUGUUAAUUACUUUCCUUAAUUUUCAUUUUAUGUAAACACUUUCUUGUUUAUCAGUGUUCUUUUAAAAUGAUAAAAAUACAUACACAUAAUAUAUAUUCUCGCA
This is a messenger RNA of Schistosoma guineensis, 3326 nucleotides long. The record is from the annotation of a GenBank genome assembly. Lineage: Eukaryota; Metazoa; Platyhelminthes; Trematoda; Strigeidida; Schistosomatidae.